Messenger RNA from Exophiala bonariae, 1158 nucleotides. RefSeq lists its product as uncharacterized. NCBI's taxonomy places the organism in Eukaryota, Fungi, Ascomycota, Eurotiomycetes, Chaetothyriales, Herpotrichiellaceae. The transcript has a single exon. Gene Ontology annotation, molecular function: oxidoreductase activity. Bases 1 to 1158 code for a protein of 385 amino acids. The record is from RefSeq and is a predicted model, not a curated record.
AUGGUUAACGCCGUGACGUCGUUCGCCACUGUGGCCUUGUCGCUAUUACCUUCGCUCAUCAACGCCAUUCCUACGCCUAACCCAUGGGGUGAGACGACAUACUUCCCUGUUGUUGACCAAUGGCUCCAAGACAAUCAUCCGGGCAAAUGGCCCAAGUGUACGGAAGACAAGAUCAAGAUCCGGAAGGACUUUGGGGCCAUGCAACAAGAUGAAAGAAAAGCAUACACCGAUGCCAUCAAGUGUAUCGCUUCCAAACCUUCUCAACUCGAUCAAACACUAUAUCCUGCUGCGAUCAACCGCUACUUCGACUAUGCUGUUACCCACGUCAACCGGACCAAAGUCGUACAUCUCGAUGGCUUCUUUUUGACAUGGCAUCGCUACUACCUCCAUCUUUUUGAGAAGGAUUUGCAAGAGACUUGCGGCUACAAGGGUGCUUUUCCUUAUUGGAACUGGCCUGCAACGGCCGAUAAUCUUCACGGCAGCGCAGUCUUUGAUGGAUCUGAGUACUCCAUGUCUGGAGAUGGUGUCUAUGUUGAUUCUGGACCAAUCGUCCUUGCUCCAACUUUGUCUCUGCCUCACGGGUCUGGUGGUGGCUGUGUCACAAAUGGCCCCUUUGCUGGCUGGGAAAGAACCAUGGCUGAUAUUUCAACUUCCCUCAUCGUCCAAGGCUUGCCAUUGCCUGACACCGCCUUCAAUCUCAACCGAUCAUGCCUGACACGUGAUCUCAACACCUUUGCGGCUCAAACCUGGACGAACUAUACUGCUCUCUAUCAAGCUCUCAAUGCCGACAGCUUGCAAACCUUUGAUGAGUUGAUCAAUGGUGUUGUUGGUGGAGGCUCUCUAGGCUUACAUUCUGGCGCCCAUUUUAUUGUUGGGUCGCCUGGAUCAUCCAUUUUUGUUUCCGUCAUGGACCCCAUCUGGUGGCCACUUCAUGCCAUGCUAGACAACCUCUAUACCUCCUGGCAGAUUCGCCAUCCCGAGCUUGCUAAUACUGUCAUUGGCACCGAGACCGCUCAAAACCUUCCACCUAGCAACAACGUGACUUUGGACUCAACCCUACCGAGUUGGGGUUAUUUUGGGGAGGAACCUCUCAGUAUUGGAGAGUUAAUCAGCACAACAGCUGGACCGUUCUGCUACAAAUACGACGUUCCAUUGUAA